Aureobasidium subglaciale EXF-2481 is the source of this 1143-nucleotide messenger RNA. RefSeq lists its product as uncharacterized. The transcript has 4 exons. Bases 1 to 1143 code for a protein of 380 amino acids. NCBI's taxonomy places the organism in Eukaryota, Fungi, Ascomycota, Dothideomycetes, Dothideales, Saccotheciaceae. The record is from RefSeq and is a predicted model, not a curated record.
AUGGCCGAUGCGUCGUCUGUACCGACUCUUCAUGAGCUCAAGUCGUAUGAGAUGUUGUCCAUCUCGGCUGUGUUCCUGGCCGUCUCUGCUAUUACGGUCAUUUUGAGAAUAUAUACCAGAGGCUGGAUGAUUCGUUCCUUUGGUUGGGACGAUUGGCUCAUGAUGGUGACAUGGCUUUUAUUCGCCAUGACGACCUCACUCCUGAUGAGUAUCGCCAUGUCAGAAAUUAACCCACCUGGUGUUGGAGAUACUGACACGGUCAACGGCAUUUUAACAUUAGUCGUUUGUAUCUUCGGUCUCUACAUCUUGACUACUGUCAUCUUCAAGCUCAGUCUUGCAGUCUUCUUCCUUCGGGUCGUCAAUCAACGCUGGCAGCGUCAAGUCAUCAUCGGGUCAGUGACUCUAUACACGCUAUUCGGAACUGCUUGGCUCUUUGUCGCCAUAUUCCAAUGCGGCAGUCCUGCCAGCUAUGGAAAGAAUGAGGCAGCUGGGAAAUGUCUGCCUUUCCGGACUGUCCUCCGUCCCCUCAACUAUACUCAUGGUGUCCUCAACGCCGUCACUGACUGGAUCUUUGCAAUCAUCCCUAUCUUCGUCGUAAGAUCUACACAGAUGCACAGGCAGCAGAAGAUCACUGUCUGCACCAUCCUGGGUCUAGGUGUCCUCGGUAGCAUUUGCUCAAUCGUUCGUCUGGCCUACGUAGACGUCAUUGGCGUCAAACUGGAAGAGCUCCUCAUCUCAGCCCCCAACUUCGCUAUCGUCAGUAUCGUCGAACUCGGCCUCGGUAUCACAGCCGCCUGUCUCGCAACACUUCGCCCGCUCUUCGCCUUCUGGUUCGACAAAGCACGUACUGGUAUCUCAUCUUCUCGUAGUGGCAGGGAUACAAAGACUGGACCAGCAGUAGUUGAUGGAAGUAAAGGUGUUUGUGGCUCAUACGUCACCUCUGGCCACAACCUGGGUCACAAAGAUGAUGGUGUCGUGACUGUCACAAGGGAACUCCAGAUCUUCUCGAACAGACCUUCAAAUGUUGGCGAGACUUUAGAGAUGCAUGCCAUGGGCUUGGACUCAAAGCACCAACAUCGACAUGGUCAAGGUGACAGACCACGAAGCCAGAACAGUGAAGAGUCAUUGUUGGAAGUCGUCUAA